AUGACCUCUUCUAGGUCUCCCUCUCCCUCUCUGCGCCGCUCUCGCAGCGUGUCGCCCACCACUGCCACGACGCGUCUCAUCCAGCAAAACCGCUUCGGUGCCCUCUCCGAUAGCAGUUCCGAAGAAGAUGAUGCCAUCCUCCGACCACGCGGGAAAAUGGCCGCCAGAAUGCAAGCCCGCGGGAGCGAGCCACAAGAAUCAGAAUCAGAAGCUGAACCAGAAGCUGGGGACAACGCGAACACGACGCGAAGCAGUCCGCCCAGGGAGAAGAUUUCUGGCAACGGAAGCAACCAAAAUGAGGCCGAGGAAGAGGAAGACGACGACGAAGACGUUAUUACUACGCGCCCUAGGAAGCUGAAGUCCAGGCCAGAACGCAGCUCUACCCCAGAGCCAAGGCCACAUCAGGCCGCGUCGUCACCCGGUCCCAUCAUCUCGCCACAGAAGGACGCCCCCGGCUCUCCCGGGCUCUUCAUCUCACCAUCCAAACCUCAGUCUCCUUCCGCAGAUCAUAGUGAUGACGGCCUGCCCAGUCCAACUGGCUUGUCGAAGAAGCCCGCGUUCAAAGCCCUCGUUGCUAGGAAACGGCAGGAACGCCUCGCCAGGGAGGCCGAAGAAGCGCGCAAGAAGGCUGAAAGGAGAAAGGCAGCCAGCUAUGAAGAUGACGAGAUCAUGGCAGACGACGAAGACGACAACAUCACCGACGACGAGGGCGGGCGCAAGCUCACCCAAGAGGCGGCCACAUCACGCCCUUCGCGCAAAGCUAGCAAAAAGGCGCUAGAGGAGAUGAACCGCGAGACGCAGCGGUUGACCCGGAGCCUGCAGCUCGCUCACGAGGCCAAGGUGAAGAAGAAGCUUUCCAAGUCGGCCUUGUUUGAGCGCUUCAACUUCAAGCCUGCUGGUGCGGCGGCAUCAGUUGAGGAGACCGCGCCGGCCGCGAGCUCAAGCCGUGCUCCGACCCCAGCAUCCGUUCAGCAGAGUGAUUCCGAGAUGAAGGACGCUGAGACGCCGCCUAGUUCACCGCCGGUGGCUGAAAAGGACGGCACUUCCGACGACGUCCCGCCCGCGGCGACAGAGAACAACGGUGAUGAAGACGACUUCCCCGUUCUGGACGAACUCGUCCAAGAAGCUACGGCGUCCAAGAAGCUCGACAAAGGCAAAGGCAAGGCAACAGCUGCCGACUUAGAACAACCCGCUGUCGAACUCCCACGGAAACGCAACAUUCGCGUCAAGUUCCCUCCCCUCCAAGCCAACGCCGCCGCUCUCUCCGUCUCCUUCGACGCGGACAAUGAUGAUGACGACGACGACCUCCAAAUCGUGCCCAGCCGCAAGUCCAAGCUCGACGCCAUCUUCGACCGCAUCCCCACCAACCAAGCCAAACAAACCCACUCCCUGCAAGUCCUCCGCCGGCUCGCCCACCUCGACGACCCGGAGAAGAAGCCGGCGCCCCCCUCCCGCGCGGGCAACAAGCUCAAGAAGCAGCAGCAGGAGCCCGCCAUCACCGCCGGCGAGCUCCACGCCAACCUCCUCCAGCGCGCCCGCCACCAGGCCAAGCUCGAGCGGGACCGCCACUUGGAAAUGCUGCGGGCCAAGGGCGUGCAUGUGCAGACUGCCGAGGAGCGGGAGCGGGAGAUGCAGGAUGUGGAGGAUAUGGUUGCCAAGGCGAGGCGUGAGGCUGAGGAGAUCAUGGACAAGGAGCGUGGCGAUGCUAAGGCGGAGAGGAAGAAGAGACGCAAUGCCGGGGAGGAGGAUCCCCUGGGCUGGGAUGACGAGAGUGAUGAUGAGGACUAUGAGGAGGAGGUGGUGGAGGAGAAGGAGGUUGAACUAUCUGGCUCCGAGGAGGAGGAGGGAGAGGAAGAGGAAGAGGGCGAGGGUCUGGUUGACGAUGCUGCUGAAGAGAUCGUGGAGUCGUCUGAGACUGAAGAGGUCGAAGAGCAGGCCGCCAACCAGGACUCUGAUGAAGAGCUGCCUGGCUCUAUGCAAGUCCGACGCAGGGCGAGAAAGCACGUCACCAUCGUUACUGACGAUGAGGAUGAUGCUGAGCCUCUUGUCAAGGCUACGCCCCGGCCCAAGACUCACUUUCCCAAGUCGCCGUCAGUCCGCAACAAUGAGUCGCCGAGUGUGCCAACAUCGGUCUUGCGGUCCGCUACCAAAACCUUCAUCCCGGGCCUUCCUGUCGCCGGGCCUGCUGGUCUGGGGCUCACUCAGAUCUUUGCUGGCACCAUGGACGACAGCCAGAUGGGGACAAGCCAGACAACGCCCACCCAGCCACGGCCCACUUUCGACGUGACCGCCUUCCCCGACUCCAACUUCUCCCAGACCGCACAAGAGGCCGCAGAGGCUCUGAUCCUCGACAGCCAACCGAACCGGGAGACACAGGCCGAAACCCAGGGCGUGCAGAUCCGCUUCUCGCAGUCCCAAAUGCACGGCUUCGACACCUUCUUGGAGGAGACCGCAAACCCGACCCAGAUGUCGGAGCUCAUCGAGCCAACCCAGGACUCGGGCUUCCACGACUUCUCGCCGCUCCGCCAGCGUUUUGUUGAGCCCCCGGCUUCGACUGUAGACACAGUCCCUGCCGGUCAGACUCAGGCGGAGGAGCAAAGCGAGUCGCCUCUGGUGCGCAGAACCGGGAAGCUCAGGCGUAAGGCCGCGAUUGUGCCGGCAUCGCCCAGCCGUAACUCCGUCGCGGGCGAGGACGAGGCUCCCGAGGCUGACGAGUUCGGCUUCGGCACGACCUCCAACAAUGCUUUCGCCGCCAUGAAGGAGGCUGCGCUCAAGGAAAAGAAGCUCAAGGAGGCCUUUGACAAGAAGAAGAGCAAGGCCCGCGACAUGGUGGAGGAGCAAGCCGAGGAGUCCGAGGACGAGUACGCCGGGCUCGGCGGUGCCGAUGGUGAAGACAGUGACGAUGAUGAUCAAUCAGUCAAGGAGAUGAUUGAUGACGAAACUAAGGAGAACGAGGGCGACGAGAGGAAGCUGGCGGCUUUCUAUGCUGACCGCGAGCGUGCCGAUGACGAGAAGCAGGUAGAGAAGCUCUUCCACGACGUCACGACUGGCCAGCUCCGGCGCAAGCGCAACGGCAACUGGGACGACCUGUCCGACUCGGACGAUGGCGGCGAGGCCCGCCGCCGCAUGAAGCGUCGCCAGUUUGCCAAGAUGCAGCGCACCCUCUAUGCCGACGAGCGCAUCAGCAAGGUGGCCGAGAACCCGCGCAACCAGGCGUUCAUGCGGACCAUUGAGGACCGGGGCAGCGACGACGAGAUGGAUUUUAUCUUUGCGCCGCCGCCGCCGCCGCCGGGAGCGGAGAGCCAGGAGACGCAGGCUUCGGGUACCGGCCCAGCCGCUGUCAUCCCCAACAGCCAGCCCCAGGCGGCCCCCGUGUCCAACCCUCGCCGCACCAAGGCCGGGAAGAAGCCCUCCAACAUCGGCGAGAUCCGCGAGUCGCUCUCCAACCUCCUCGACGAGCCCUUCAACCCCUCAUCCUCCCUCAUCCCCGCCACCGAGGCCGGCUCCUCAGACGACGAGGCCCGCCCCCAGUCCUCCCACAGCAACUCCAGCGCCUCCAGCAACAAAGAAAACCGCAACCCCCGCCGCAGCAAACCCGCCCCCGCCAUCAUCGACCGCAUCAACCUCAAACGCAACUCCUCCACCGCCUCCACCGCCAACAAACUCGCCUUCACCUCCGCCACCACCUCCACCUCCACCACAACCACUUCCCGAGGAGGAGGAAGCGAAGGCACCUUCAAAGUCCCCGCCCUCCUCCGCCGCGCAACCACCAACUCCCUCCUCUCCACCAGCAGCAGCAGUACAUCCUCCACCUCCAGCGUGACCAACACCAACACCAACACCCUCGCCGCCCGCACCGCCGCCGAGAGCAUGAAGAUCAAGAAGCCUGCGGGCAAGCGGUCCGGCGUGAGCUACCUCGCGCGGGAGACGGAGCGGCGCGCGGCCGUGGCCGAGGCGGAGCGCCGGAGGGAGGCGCGCAAGUUCCGUGGCGCGGAGGGGCGCGGGAAGGCGGUGGGGGGGUUGUUUGGGGGGGGCAAGUUCGAGUAGUUUUUCUUUUCUUGGGAGGGGGCGGGUGUUGUGUGG
Molecule: messenger RNA, 4083 nt
Organism: Chaetomium fimeti
Lineage: Eukaryota; Fungi; Ascomycota; Sordariomycetes; Sordariales; Chaetomiaceae
Product: MRC1-like domain-containing protein
Exons: 2
Coding region: 1-4047 (1348 amino acids)
Biological process (GO): mitotic G2 DNA damage checkpoint signaling; activation of protein kinase activity; mitotic DNA replication checkpoint signaling
Molecular function (GO): anaphase-promoting complex binding
Source: RefSeq, a predicted model, not a curated record